This is a messenger RNA of Kuraishia capsulata CBS 1993, 1833 nucleotides long. RefSeq lists its product as uncharacterized. Gene Ontology annotation, molecular function: phosphatidylinositol binding; protein binding. The coding region runs from base 1 to 1833 and encodes 610 amino acids. Gene Ontology annotation, biological process: conjugation with cellular fusion. The record is from RefSeq and is a predicted model, not a curated record. The transcript has a single exon. Lineage: Eukaryota; Fungi; Ascomycota; Pichiomycetes; Pichiales; Pichiaceae. Gene Ontology annotation, cellular component: mating projection tip.
AUGCUUGGAUUCAGGCGUUCCUCAAAGGAUAAAAAGUCUCCCAAGACGCCUAAACAACGUUCGAUUUCGUCAGCCUCGUCAAUCUCGUACGCUUCGAGUCCGUUGAUUAACAGCUCAUCCAAUGAUUUUGCCAAUCACACCAAGGUGAUCCAGGCCAAGUUUUCGUAUACUCCUCAGCGAUCUGGUGAGAUUGGGUUUGACGAGGGCGAUUUCUUUUUUGUUGCUGAGAACGCGAGUUCCUCGCAAGAAUGGAUCGAGGCCCAGGAUCCAAACAAGAACCUUAAGGGUCUUGUUCCAACUUCGCAUUUCAAAUUUUUGGAGAAGUCAAACAGACUCGAGGAGAUCAACGAAUCUCUAAGUCCGGGCCCCGGAUUGGCCGUUCCUCCCAAGAGAAAGUCCUUGACGAUCCUCUAUGCGAGGGUCCUGUAUGACUUUAAGGGCGAGAGAUCCGACGAAUUGAGUGUUACGGCGGGCGAAAAUAUCAUUAUAUGUGCACAUCACUCGUUUGAAUGGUUUAUAGCCAAACCUAUCACCAGGUUGGGUGGGCCUGGCCUGGUGCCUGUGAGUUACGUCCAGCUUUUGGACAUGACUACGCGGAUGCCUUCCAAGUUGAACGUUAGACAGGUGAUUGAGACUGAAGAAUUGCCUACUGUGGAGCAGUGGAAGGUUCUCAAUGCUAAAUAUAAGGCAGGAUCAAUUGUUGUUGGAGGAAAGACAAAUGACUAUCCUAACUCCCAUCAGAGCGUCUCAAGAAACGGUUCCAUAGGGGACACCAACAGGACCUCGAUGAUGAAGAAACAGAGGUUCCAGAGCCAGCUCGACUUGGUCUCGUUGUAUGUGACUGAAGUGGACACUGAGUCGUUUGCCAAUACGAGUGGAAAGUACUGGUACCUAGUGAGAGUUGCUCUUUCCAAUGGGUCCACCAGAUCUCUCUGCAGAUUCUACGAGGACUUUUUCAACUUCCACCAGACGGUGCUGAACGCUUUCCCACGUGAAGCAGGCAAAGUCGAUGGAGUUCCAAGGGUUUUGCCGUAUAUACCAGGUCCUCUUGCCGAUAUAAACGAGUCGCUGUGUCAUAAGAGACUGCCUGAUCUGGACAGGUACUUGAAGGAAUUGGUAGGAUUCCCAGAGUACAUCUCUCGUACUCAACUGAUCCAAUCGUUUUUCAACUUGAAAGAUGGAGACAAACAAUUUGCGCCUACAGACGAUAUACUUCCCGUGCAUCCUCUGAGACCUCCGCCAGACUUAAUAGUGCUACCCAACACAGGAAGCGGCAACUCUCCAGACGAGAACUACUACCCUCAACAGCAGCAGCAACAGCAGCAGCAGCAGCUGUACACAUCUAUAGCCAUGCGGAACUCGCAAUACCAACAGGACAGGAUGUCGCAGUACGAAAACGUCAAACGAAACUCCAUACCAUUAUCGCAGCUUACCAACAGGAUGAGUGGACUAAACAUAGCGGGAGCUACUCAGCGGCAAACGUCGUCUUCUUCUUCAUCCUCUGUGGUUUUUAACCAACAAGCCAAGGACCCAAUGCCUUCCUCGGACGUGAAGCUUAAGCUGAAAUUCUACUACAAGUACGACAUUUUUGCAAUAGUCGUUGCUGAUAACUCGAGUCUAGCCGAUAUCAAGACCCAAGUUCUCAAACGAGUUGACGAGUCAGAUCUGGACGGAUCCUCUAUAUUAUCCGUCCAUCUUUAUCCCAAGGAUUCUACGAAUGCUAGCGAUGCUAGCCAUGAUGCCGCCACGGAAAUUGUGUCUGACGAACAGCUCUGGAGCAGUCCAGCCUUUGUGGAUAAAGGUAGGAUUUUGGUGGUUGUAGAUGAAGCCUGA